CCGGUGCGAAAGGGCCGCACGACAGACAAAGUAGAGACCCGCGCUCGUACUCACGCGUUUUUUGCAAUGCCGUUUUUCACUGCACCGUUUCACGCUGCUGUCUCUGUCGAGUCAAUGCUUGGUGAACUAGAAGAAACGAGACGAAAUAUUUUUUGAUAUUAUGUAAACGAUGGCUUUGUCGCAUCAGUGGUUCAUACAGUGGUCUUCACCGCCUUCACUGUUUGCGGAUAUUAACAACCGGUACAAAAGUGUUAACACCUGGAACAAUGGCAAGCCCGAGUGGGCUUGGGAAGUGACUUUACAAAACAGUGAUAACGGCUACGAGUUAUCGGAUUACAGGCAACAUGUUGACGAAAACAAUUUUGGAUAUAGUGAACAUACUAAUCCUAAGCAAAAUGAGGCGACCCGCGCGGCUGGACUGGCGCUAUGGCUGACCAUGCUGGGAGUAGCGCGCGCGCAGAGCAUACCAGCCGACACGGAGACGCCGCCUUUCAACACACUCUACAAGUGGAAGCACGUAGACUUCGAAUUCCCCUCGCCUAGACACCGUAGGCAGGCAAUAGCUGAUGGAAAGUACAUUCCAGAGAAUGUUCUCCCCCUGGGCUUAGAAGUGUGGGGCUCACGGGUGUGGGUCACGCUGCCGAGCUGGCGGAAAGGAGUGCCCGCCACCCUGGCCACGGUGCCGAGAAACGGCGGCAUGGCCUCGCCGCCUCUUACGCCUUAUCCUGACUGGACUUAUCAUAGAGCUUACAACAAUGGACAAAACUGCACUGGGCUAACAUCAGUGUUUCGAGUGAACGCAGAUCCAUGCGGAAGAUUAUGGGUCCUGGAUUCCGGACAAAUAGAUUCACAAGAUAAGCCUAGACAGAUCUGCCCUCCAAGCAUUGUGCUGUUCGAUCUAUACUCUGAUAAAAUUAUUAACCGUUUUGUGAUUCCCAAAAAAUAUGUUUUGCAAGACUCCUUGUACUCAAAUAUUAUAGUCGACACACGGACGCAAGAUUGCUCUGAUGCCCACGUUUACAUAGCCGAUACUUGGCGUUUCGGCCUCCUAGUCUUUAGAGAAAAAGAUGCACAUUUUUGGAGAUUUUCACAUCAUCUGUUCUACCCUGAUCCUUUGGCAUCCAAUUUUACACUUCAUGGUGUCAACUUUCAAUGGACAGAUGGAAUAUUCGGUCUUGCACUGAGCCCUAUUGGUCAAUAUGAGGAGCGGAUUUUAUUUUUCCAUUCUCUAUCAAGCUACAGAGAGUUUUAUGUAUCAACAGCGGUUCUUCAAGACCCUUCAAGAACAAAUAGUAGUGCAUCAGAGUUUAAUCUAGUCGGUGAUAGUAGAGGUUUAGCUGGGCAAUCAUCCGCAUCAGCCGUUGAUAGGCGAGGCGUAAUGUUCUACGGACUCGUCUCGAGAGACAGUAUUGGAUGCUGGGAUUUAAAGAAACCGUACCAUAAAAGGACUAUUGGAGAGGUCGCGAAGAAUUCUGACACUCUCGUAUUCCCUAAUGACAUAAAAGUUGAUCAGGAUGAGCAACAAAGUGUGUGGGUAAUAUCGAAUAGACUACCGAUGUUCCAAGCGGGCCCAUUGGACCCGGACGACUACAACUACCGCAUUUUGUACGCAGAUACCGCGGAGGCUGUGAGGGGUACAGUCUGUGAUCCUGAAGAAUCAACACUGAUGGAACCAAAAUCCCUGCUGUUUAAACUCGGUAUCUUAACGCUGUUUGUGACUCAGUGCUUUGCUGUCGACAAAGCCAUAGGCACUCUGUACAGAUGGAAACAAAUUGACUUCGAAUACCCAACGCCUGAAGAGCGACUAGCAGCUAUACGAAAUGGAGAGUUUAACCCAAUUAACACAAUCAUCCUGGGGGUCGAACGAUGGAAGGAGCGAGUGUUUGUGAGCACUCCAGCUUGGAAGAAAGGCGUCCCAGCUACUCUUUCUUCUUUACCGAUUGACGUGGAGUCGGAGUCUGCACCACUGCGUCCAUUCCCCAACUGGGACUGGCAUAGAGCAGAAAACUGCACUGGCUUCACAUCGAUCUUCCGCAUGAGUAUUGAUCACUGCGGCACCAUGUGGGUUCUCGACUCCGGUCAAGUUGAGGCUUUUGAAACCCCUCGUCAGCUGUGUCCACCAUCUCUCAUAGCGAUAGACUUGGCAACAGACUCUGUGGUUGCACGUUAUGAGAUACCCCCUGAAUACGUCCUACAAAACUCUCUUAUUAGUAACAUCGUGGUUGAUUCGAGAGACGCUCGUUGUAGAGAUACUCACGUUUACAUUGCUGACACAUGGCGAUUUGGCCUCAUCGUAUUCCGAGCCUCUGAUGCUGUUUUUUGGAGAUUCAGUCAUUUCACAUUCUUCCCGGAGCCACUGAUGUCAAACUACACGUUACAUGGAUUAAACUUUCAAUGGACAGAUGGAAUAUUUGGAAUGUCUCUGGGCCGACUCCAGAAUGGCGACCGACCGUUGUAUUACCACGCAAUGUCAAGUUCGCGGGAAUUUGUAGUACCAGCGUCAGUGAUUCGAGAUCAGUCACGUGUUUCAAAUUCAGUAGGAGAAUUCAAACUUCUCGGUAAUCGUGGGGAUGAAGGACAGAUUUCUGCCGCAGCCGUGGACCGCAACGGUAUUAUGUUCUUUAACCUCAUUUCACAAGACAGUAUCGGGUGUUGGAAUACGCUCAAACCAUAUGAAAACGAUAACUUAGGCAUCGUUGCACACAAUGAAAGAACACUUAUAUUUCCCAACGAUCUCAGGCUUGACCACGAGAUACCACAGAGAGCAUGGAUAAUCACGAAUAGACUACCGAUGUACCAAUUCAAUUUGAUUGAUCCAAAUGAAUACAAUUUUAGAAUUAUGUUUUUGGACCCAGUGAAAGCAGUUCAAGACAAUGUAUGUAAAAUUUAGG
Ostrinia furnacalis (Asian corn borer) is the source of this 2891-nucleotide messenger RNA. RefSeq names its product protein yellow-12 (gene yellow-12). The coding region runs from base 170 to 2890 and encodes 906 amino acids. Lineage: Eukaryota; Metazoa; Arthropoda; Insecta; Lepidoptera; Crambidae. The transcript is spliced from 7 exons. The record is from RefSeq and is a predicted model, not a curated record. Gene Ontology annotation, cellular component: extracellular region.